Oncorhynchus nerka (sockeye salmon) is the source of this 2008-nucleotide messenger RNA. It is a transcript of the gene tdo2a, whose product is annotated as tryptophan 2,3-dioxygenase a. The record is from RefSeq and is a predicted model, not a curated record. The transcript has 12 exons. Gene Ontology annotation, molecular function: metal ion binding; heme binding; L-tryptophan 2,3-dioxygenase activity. NCBI's taxonomy places the organism in Eukaryota, Metazoa, Chordata, Actinopteri, Salmoniformes, Salmonidae. Bases 70 to 1356 code for a protein of 428 amino acids.
GAGAUAGUUUUAUUAAACCAACAGAAGAGGAUCAAAUCUUUACUUUAAUUUUGAAUCAUUUGGAAAACAAUGAGUGGUGGAUGUCCAUACUUUGAGAAGAAGCACUUGUUAUUCAAGAGCAAGCUGCAUCUGAAUGAGGAGGAGGCAGAUGACUCUCAAAAAGGAAUUAACAAGGCCAGCAAAGGUGGCAUCAUCUAUGGUGACUACCUUCAGCUUGACAAGGUUGUGACGGCCCAAGUUCUUCAGAGUGAACUGAAAGGGAACAAGAUCCACGAUGAACAUCUUUUCAUUGUCACCCAUCAAGGUGAACAUAUGAACUCUGGUUCAAGCAGAUUCUUUGGGAACUGGAUUCAGUGCGAGAGAUUUUCAUUAGUGGACAUCACCCCUAGAAGCCAAAAAAUUAUAGAGAUCAUCUUUAAAAUGGUCAUGCUUCACCAGGUUCGUGAUGAACGCAACAUGCUAAAGGUCAACACCCGCAUACAUAGGAUCGUUAUGAUCUUCAGGCUGCUGGUCGACCAGUUCUCCGUGCUUGAGACAAUGACCGCCUUGGACUUCUAUGACUUCAGAGAGUAUCUGUCCCCUGCCUCCGGGUUCCAAAGUCUCCAAUUCCGUCUGUUGGAGAAUAAGAUUGGGGUCCCUGACAACCUGAGGGUCCCCUACAACAGGCGUCACUACAGGGACAACUUCAAAGGACAUGAGAGUGAGAUGCUGCUCAGUUCUGAGAAGGAGCCUUGUCUGCUGAAAUUGGUAGAGAAAUGGCUGGAAAGGACCCCAGGUCUUGAAGGCGAUGGGUUCAACUUUUGGAAGAAACUGGAAGCCAACAUCUUUGAAGGAUUGUGUCUUGAGAAAAAGAAAAUCGCGAAAAUGCCAGAAUCUGAGGAGAAGGAGGAGAUGAUGGAAGAGCUGACGAAGCAAAAAGAGCUCUUCACUUCUCUGUUUGACAUCAAAAGACAUGAGCAUCUUUUGAGCAAAGGUGAGAGACGGAUCUCCUACAAGGCUCUCCAAGGAGCUCUGAUGAUUUACUUCUACAGGGAGGAGCCCAGGUUCCAGGUUCCCUUCCAACUCCUGUCCAACCUGAUGGACAUUGAUACCCUCAUGACAAAAUGGAGAUACAACCAUGUGUGCAUGGUGCACAGAAUGAUUGGUAGCAAAGCAGGCACUGGAGGCUCCUCUGGCUACCACUACCUGCGCUCUACUGUCAGUGAUCGCUACAAAGUCUUUGUGGAUCUCUUCAACCUGGCCACAUUUUUGAUACCUCGGCACUGGGUGCCCAAGCUGGACCCCAAUGAGCACACAUUCCUGUUCACUGCAGAGUACUGUGACAGCUCCUACUGCAGUAGUGAGGAUUCAGACUAGAAACUGUUAUUAACUGAGUGUUCAGUUCAGAUGGAGGAAAGGUGACAACGAAAGGGAACCUCUUUAAACUAUGAAGACACACGUGACCCAGUGAGCAUUAUAUAAUAUAUAUAAAAUACAUUUUAUUUAUAAUGGGACAAGUAACUUAGUAUAUAAUCUUAACCAAAUAAGCUGACUGCAUGUAUAUAUUGUUAAUAUAAUUAUUUAGUGUUUAUAAAGUAUAUUGUUUAUAUAAUAUUGUGCUGUAUUUAAAGUAAGAAAGAAUUUGAUCUAUGUACAUGGCCUAAUGAAUGAUAAUCAUGCACCGACCCAUGCACUUUGGGUUAUUCUGAAUGUGUACCCUAAAGAAGCCUAUUGUUAAUCUUUUUUAGAGUAAUAUGUUUUUGUACAGUACUUCGAUAUUGGCGGAUUGGGUGUUUUUAUGUGAUGUCAGAGAAAUGACCUGUAGACUUUAUUCACCAUAUAAAUGAUCACAGGACUGCAAAGAAAUAUAUUUUAUUGUAUCAGAAGAAUAUAAAUUGUAUCUGUCUCAAUAAAAAUAUUGUACUGAAAAGGUUGCCAGAAAAUGACUUUGACCUCCAUGGGAAUUGUCUUGAAAAUAAUUCCUUCAAGAGUUGAUCGAGAAUUUGGCAGUACUGAACACACUAAUGAA